Molecule: messenger RNA, 294 nt
Organism: Acanthoscelides obtectus
Lineage: Eukaryota; Metazoa; Arthropoda; Insecta; Coleoptera; Chrysomelidae
Source: the annotation of a GenBank genome assembly
AUGAAAGCAACCAAAAGUUCCGAAGAAUACAGGAAAAUACUAAAAGCAAAGCCUCCAAAAACCAUUACCAAAACUCGCUAUCAGGCCUCUACUUCAUCCCAACGAUUUCCUGCAACGACUCGCUCGUUAAACCACAGGGCUCCAUCUCGAUACCAACAGGGAACGAACCGAGAGAGGAGCCGAUACUACAACAAAAGAGCCGCACACAGUACAACGUUGGCUUGCGGCUAUGGUGGCAGUUUUGUAGGGACAAAAAUAUUAAUAUGUAUGCAGCGACAAUACCUUCAGUACUGA